AAUGAUGCAUUUAUUGCUAUUAACCCUAGCUAUGGGGUUGGCUCAAAAUACGGAGGCUAUUCUGUUCUCCAGUAAAAAACCUGUUGUUUUCGGCAGUCCGGUUUUAGAUGCUACUCUGACGAAUAGUGACGUAAGGAAAAAUUAUGGCGUGGAUUCCAAUGCUGCAACUGCGAUUAUUGGCCAAUUUGAUCGUGACGAUGAUGGUAUUUUGUCAAAAUCAGAAUAUUCUACAUGUCCUGCGAUGUCAUUAUUUGCAAGGCUUAAAAAUGAUAGAGAUUCUGGCAUAAAAACAGAUCUUGGUGAUAUUUUGAGUGUAACUAUAAAUCUUGGUGGAUCGGCUGGUGUUAGUCCAGUUUUCAGCGAUGAUGAUUUUAAGGCUCUGAUUGCCAAUGAUAUUCUGACGAAUAAUGAUUUGAAAAAUUAUUUUGGUGUGACUAUGGAUGUUGCAAAUGUGAUCAUUGCCCAAUUUGAUAGUAAUGUUGACGGUGUUUUGGAUAGAUCAGAAUUUACUACAGCUCGAUGUAUGACAGCCUUCAACAGACUUAAAAAUGAUAGAGAUAACGGGAUAGAAAUAGAUCUUGAACGUUUAUUUGAUCUGAAUAUUAACCAUGUUUUCAGUGAUGAGGAUUUUAAAAAUCGGAUUGCUAAUGUUAAGCUGACGGAUAGUGAUUUGAGAAUAUAUUUUGGAGUGACUCCGGAUGUUGCAACUGCGAUUAUUGCCAAAUUGGAUAGUAAUGGUGAUGGUUUUUUGGUUAGAUCAGAAUAUACUACAGCUCGAUGUAUGGCAGCCCUUGCUAGACUUAAAUGUGAUAGAGAUAACGGCAUAAAAAUAGAUCUUGAUCGUUCAAAAUUAUUACUUGAUCUGAAUAUUAAGAGUGUUUUCAGUGAUGUUGAUUUUAAAAAUCGGAUUGCUAAUGGUAAGCUGAGGACUAGUGAUUUGGAAGAUUAUUUUGGCGUGACUUCAGAUGUUGCAACUGCGUUCAUUGCUCAAUUUGAUAGGAAUGGUGAUGGUGGUUUGGUUAGACCAGAAUUUACUACAGCUCGCUGUACAACAGCCUUUGGCAGACUUAAAAAUGAUAGAGAUAACGGGAAAAAAAUAGAUCUUGAACGUUUACUUGAACUGAAUAUUAACAGUGUUUUCAGCGAUGAGAAUUUUAAGAAACGAAUUACUGAUGGUACUCUCACGAAUAGUGAUUUGAAAAAAUAUUUUGGCAUGCCUUUGAAUGUUGCAGUUGUGAUCAUUGCCCUAUUAGAUAGUAAUGUUGAUGGUGUUUUGGUUAGAUCAGAAUUUACUACAGCUCGAUGUAUGACAGCCUUUGGCAGACUUAAAAAUGCUCGAGAUUCCGACAUAAAGAUAGAUCUUGAAAGUUUACUUGAUCUGAAUAUUAACCAUGUUUUUAGUGAUGAGGAUUUUAAAAAUCGGAUUGCUAAUGGUAGGCUGACAGAUAGUGAUUUGGAAAAUUAUUUUGGCGUGACUUUUGAUGUUGCUACUGCGAUCAUUGGCCAAUUUGAUAGGAAUGGUGAUGGUGAAUUGGUUAGAUCAGAAUUUACUACAGGUCGUUGUAUGGCAGCCUUUGCCAGACUUAAAAAUGAUAGAGAUUCCAACAUAAAUAUAGAUCUUGAACGUAUAAAAUUUCUACUUGAUCUGAAUGGUGACCAAGUUGGUCAAUGUAGAAAUGUAAGAUGUUUGAAUAAUGGCAGCUGUGAACGUGGUAUAUGUAAAUGUACGCCUGGUUACAGUGGAGAUGACUGUAGAAUGAAUCUAUGUGAAAUAAAUUCCUGUCCCGGUGAUACACCUUGUGUACCAAUAAUUGUACCUAAUGGAUACGUUUGUAGUUGUGUUGAACGGUCGUCCAUUAACCAAUUAACGAGUUUACCAAGGUGUGAUGCAAGGAGAAUCAUAACACCUAUAUAUGUAUAUGGCAAGUCUCAGAAUUUUGUAAGCGGUAUAUCUGGAGUUCCUGGUAAAAAACUGGUCAUUUCUUUCAUUGAUGAUUUUGGUAUUGGAUCAACCGAUUCCUGUUUUAAUGAUUACUUACAGAUUGCUGGCAAAAAAUAUUGUGGCAACAAGGCUCCAGCAGACAUCAUGCUUUCAACAGGCCUUGGUACUCAAGUACGCUUUGUUACUGGUCGAAUAAACCAAAAUGUAGGUUACACAUUUACAUAUCAAUAUAUAGAUGAUAUACCAGAUAACAAUCCUUGUAAAAAUGGAGGAACUCGCACUUCAAGUGAAACCUGUACUUGUAGGACUGGAUUUCUAGGACCUACUUGCCAAAAUACACCAUUAAUAACAUCACCUGGAAUUAACAAGAAACAGGAAACAACUUUCAACCUACUCGGAUCUCCAGGAAAAGAGCUUGUUCUUGCGUUUAAUGAUUAUUUUAGAACUCCGGGUAGAAAUAGUAUAGAUUGUAGCAAAGAUUAUGUGGAGAUUGGAAACAACAGAUAUUGUGGAAAUAGGGCGGCCCCGUCACCAAUUACAAUACCUACAGGUAGAGGAACAACAGUAGUUUUUAAAUGUAGCGGUGAAAUAUCGUACAGGACUAAACUGAGUCACGUUUAUACAGAAACGUAAUCAGUAUAAGAGAAAUCUGCUGCUAAACAUAAUACAUGGAAUUACUGUGUGUAUUUUUAAUGAUUCUGGAAAUGAAAUAUACUCAGGAAUUGUCAUCGGAAUAGUUGUUUUAACAAAAAAGAAAUAAUUCCUACUUUUACAGACAUCUAAAACAAUG
Molecule: messenger RNA, 2732 nt
Organism: Patella vulgata (common limpet)
Lineage: Eukaryota; Metazoa; Mollusca; Gastropoda; Patellidae
Product: fibropellin-1
Exons: 20
Coding region: 2-2575 (857 amino acids)
Source: RefSeq, a predicted model, not a curated record